UCAUAAGCGCGCGCACAACGCAAAUCUUCCGGCCGAAUCGUGAAGGAAGAUCGACUUUAACUACCUGGUGGCAAUAAUUUUCCACGGAAAGGAUUUCACUUACAGGCCAAGGAUGAGGCUCAUCGCGGCGAUUCUCGUCGUCGCUCUCUCGGGUGCAGCGAUGUGUGGCCAAGACUUCGGCGGACACGCGCUCUUUGUGAGAACCGCAGACGCGGAUCCCGCACACUCGAGAGUCCAACGGGCUGCUGCCUCGGUAUCGCCGGCAGACGUGAUGGCGCAAAAUAUCCUAGAGUGGAUUCAAGGGAUCUACCAGCAGGGCACACGUAAAAUUCGCCAGCAAUCGGAUUCGAAUGCAUACUUGCCACCCUACAGCACUCAACGACCGCCCGAAAAACCCCGACCUUUCCAGGCCGUGAGUUCUCAACAGAGUGACAUAUCAGGCUAUACCCCUCAGCGACCAUCAUCGCUGUACACCCCGCCAAAUAUUGGUUACUCGUCAUCCGGGCAACCUUCCACGCCAUUUUCUACUCCAAGACCGAGCCAACAACCUUCGUCAACGUACGUGCCGCAAGGCUUCAGAGGCUCCACGUCCUACAAUCCCCGACCGAGUCAGCCUUCGUACUCCAACGCGGGCUCGUCAGCCUUUCCGCCACUGAAUCCUCCGGAAUCGUCGUCCACUUACCUACCGCCGCAGCCGCCGCUUUUCCCAUCGACCAGUCCAAGACCUCCUUCUGAAUCCACGAUCGGAGUCUCAGGACCCUCAGGACCAACCCCGACAAGAGGUUAUCCUAGUUCUGGUUACCCCACUUCGAGCGGGGGAUAUUCAACUACACAGAGACCGUUCCCUCCCUUUACUACACCAACUGAAACUGGAACAGGUGCUGUUACUGGUGAAGUUGCCACAGGGGAAGGCCCUCGAACUACUGAAACUGGAGAGACUCAAACUGAUGAUCUCAGUCAUCCGCCGCAUAUUCACAGCCUCGAUGUCCAAUGCAGUAAGACAAUGAUGACGAUCAAUAUCGAAUUCAAUCGCGCUUACGACGGCAUUAUUUAUUCCAAGGGAUUUUUCAUGAAUCCGGAAUGUACCUACGUAAAACAGAAUUCCGGCACAACAACAUAUUCUUUUACGGUGAAUCUGGAAUCCUGCGGAACUCAGUUCAUCAACGAUUUCGAGGGUGAAGCUGGUCAAGCGUAUUUGGAAAACGUCCUCGUAUUACAAAAUGAACCGGGUAUACAAGAAGUCUGGGAUACAAUUCGAAGAGUACGAUGUCUCUGGGAAGGGAACAUCAAUAAGGCCCUAACGGUGAAUCUCUCAGUAGAUAUGUUGAAUCAGGAGAUCGUUACCUUUAGUGGCGAUACUGCGACAGCUAAACUGGAUAUUCAAAUCGGUAAAGGACCUUUCGCAUCUGCAGCCGAUGGUCUCGUAAAGAUCGGAGAAACAAUGACUUUAGUAGUUUCCGUAGAGGGCGAUCCUGGUUUCGAUCUUCAGGUGCGUGAUUGUUUGGCGCGAGACGAAGCCUCAACCAAUAUGCUGCAACUCACCGACGAAAGAGGCUGCAUUUUGAAACCGAAACUGUUCGGUGCCUUCCAAAAGACAAACGAUACCGGCAAUACAGGCGCUUCAAUUAUCGCUUAUGCGUUCUUCCAAGCCUUCAAAUUCCCUGAUGUUAUGGAUCUGUUCAUCGAAUGUAAUGUCGAACUAUGUAAAACUAAUUGCGAACCUUGUCCAGAAGCAAAUCAACAAAUCGAGCCGGGAAGACGUCGCCGCUCGAUAACAUAUGCACCACCGUCGACCAACUCGUCGAAUGCGGUUCUGUUAUCAGAUCCGGUUCGUGUUGGGCGACGUUUCAAAGUGAUUAUGUUAGACGACUUAAGUACAGCAUCCAGUCAGAUUCUGGAAAGUAUGGAGGAAACGGCUGUCGAGACGAUGACAAAAGCGAAAGAGGUUUGCAUGAGCAACAGCGGAUUUUACACUACCUUCUCUCUUAUGUUAAGCACACUCUUCGUCGCGACCAUAAGCGCGGCUGUGUUAUAUAUUAAGUUACAACGAAUUCGCAGACCGAAAUUUGUGGAUUCGUAGGACGGUAUUAUUUUUACAAUAUCUUUAUCGUAAUAAUACCAAGAAAGAAGUUGCGUAGAAAACAAUGAACGCGUGCCAGUAAUCAAAUAAUAAUUUAAAUGAUAAGAGACAUGUUACUUUAUCGCUUUAUAAUCAUUCAAUCGCGAAAAAAUUACUGAAGGUAAAUAUGUAUACCAAAACUUUUGAAACAACUGUUAUUAAUAAUAGGAAAAGAAAUUCUUCCAACUUAUUGCUUUUAAAUAUUUAUAACUAAAUUUUUAUGAAACGUUACUCUUAUCCACAAACAUAGAAAAUUUAUUCUGCUCGAUAGCAGAAUAAGAAAGUAGCCAUAUUUAUACAUCAAUCUAUAAACAUCUAACAAACUACUCGUACAGUCUUCAAACGACGAGAGUGCUCAUUUUGCUUGAAUACCAAUACAAUAUGGUAUUUAUUGCGAUAAUUCAAUAUUAUAAUAAUGUAAAUCUUAA
Messenger RNA from Mycetomoellerius zeteki, 2547 nucleotides. RefSeq lists its product as uncharacterized. The coding region runs from base 113 to 2080 and encodes 655 amino acids. The transcript has 10 exons. The record is from RefSeq and is a predicted model, not a curated record. NCBI's taxonomy places the organism in Eukaryota, Metazoa, Arthropoda, Insecta, Hymenoptera, Formicidae.